AUGUCAUUGAUUCCUAUAUGGUCUUCUCAAAAUUGGAAUAUUAAAAAAGUAAAUGUUUCUGUAACGGAUUUGACUGUUUCAGCUAAAACAAAAAAGGGAAAAGAUCCUGUGGAAUUAAUAAAAAAUGUGUCUUUUCAGUUACCCAGUGGCAGCUUAAUGGCAAUAUUAGGUGGUUCAGGCUCUGGGAAAACUACUUUGCUAAACAUCUUAUCAAAUAGAACAACUUCAAAUUUAAUUCAGACAGGAAAGAUAAUUUAUGCUGAUGAUUAUGAUAACAUUUUUAAUUUUUCCUCAAUCAACCAUUCCUACGUUAUUCAGCAAGACAUCUUGCUAUCCGAUUUAACAGCAAUUGAAACUCUUCAAUAUGCUGCUGAUUUAAGAUUAACUUCAUCUAUAUCUCAAGCAGAAAGAAAAAAAUUUGUAAAUCAAAUUAUUCUUGAGUUGGGAUUAAAAGAUUGCGCUAAUACUUUGGUUGGAAACUCAGCUCAUAAAGGAUUAUCUGGUGGUGAAAAAAGACGACUUUCGAUUGGAAUCCAGUUGCUUUCCAACCCUUCCUUAUUAUUUUUAGAUGAGCCAACGACUGGGUUAGAUUCUUUUUCUGCUUUGCAAGUAAUACUAACAUUAAAAAAACUAUCAAAAAGUGGAAGAACAAUAAUAAUGAGUCUUCAUCAACCAAGAGCUGAUAUAUUUGAGGAAUUUGAUUACAUUUGUUUACUAUCAGAGGGCUAUCCUGUAUAUUAUAUCCUAAGUUAUUUUCAAAAUUUGGGCUUCCAACCUCCCAAAAACUCAAAUAUACCAGAUUACUUGAUUGAUUCAAUCAGUGUUGAUAAGAGAAAUCCAGUUGAUGAAAAAAAAACACGAGAAAGGCUUUCUUUUUUAGUUGAACAAUGGAAAUUAUUUGAACAAAAAGCUUUAUUUAAUUCUAAUGACAAAAUUGUUGAGGAGGCACCAUUUGUACCAAAUGAGUCAACUUACAAUGUUGAUCCAAAUCAAACAAUUCAAAAAGCAGGAUUCUUGAGAGAAAUAUCUGUUUUAACAAAAAGGACUUUUUUGCUAUCAUUAAGAGAUCCAAUAACACAGCUUUCACUUAUAUUAGAAGCAAUAUUGUUGAGUAUUAUAUGUGGUUGGGUUUUUCUUAAACCAGGCGAUUCACUAACUGGAAUUAGAACCAAAACAAGUGCAAUUUAUACUGCCGUUGGUCUCCAAGGUUAUCUUAUGCUUUUAUUUGAAACAUAUAGACUCUGUGUUUUAGAUAUAAAAAUAUUUGACAGAGAAAAAAUGGAAAACUGCGUUUCAAUAUUAGGAUUUGUUCUUUCUAGAAUUUUUGCUCAUUUUCUAACUGAAGGAAUUGCUAUUCCUUUUUUGUUUUCUACAAUAACUUUUUUUAUGUUUGGGCUUCAUAUCCAAGCUGAUUCUUAUUUUAUUUAUCUUUCAAUCAACACACUAAAUCAUUUCAUUGCAAUGGGAUCAGCAUUGCUUUGCACAUCAAUAUCUAGAGAGUUUCCUAUUGCCUCGUUAAUUGCCAACUUCAAUUUUACCUUGCAAUCAUUUGCGUGUGGGUUUUUUGUCAACGCCAAAACAAUGCCAGUGUAUGUUCGAUGGACUAAGUAUAUUGCCUAUGUCUGGUAUGGGUUUGGUGCUGCAAUCUCCAACGAAUUUAGUGGAUAUUUGGGUGAUUGUCCUAAUUGCCAACCUUAUACGGGAAAGUAUAUUUUAAACACUUUAGGCUUUAACGAAAACUGGAUAGCCAUUCCUAUUUUAAUUUUACUUUGCUGGGGCGUAGGCUAUUAUAUCAUGGCCUGCGUGGUCUUAAAAAUCAAGAAAGUAGAUGUUUCAUUAUCGAAACAGCGAGGAAGCAAUAAAUUAGUCAACCUAAAAGGAACCAAAGAUGAACUAAUAAACAAAGAUACAAAUCAAAUUGGAGACGCCAAUGCAUUCACUGAAACAGGGUUUGACAAGUUGAAAAAAAAUGAUGAUAUAAUUGUAUCAUUAGAAAAAAUUUGUUUAGCAGUUUCUGUUCGAACUCUAUCAUUUAAAUUCAGAGACAAAAAUCCGAAGACCAAAAACAUAUUGAAUUCUAUUAGCUGCAAAUUUUUACCUGGAAAAAUUAAUGUAAUCAUGGGCCCAUCCGGUUCAGGAAAAUCAUCUUUGCUUACAUUGCUCUCUGGAAAAUUGUCUUCCGAUUUUAUUAACAAGUAUUCAUACUCUGGAGACAUUUUCUUCAAUAAGUAUAAAGUGACUGAGAAUAAUAAGUUGGUAAAUUCAAUUUGUUCUUAUGUCUAUCAAGAUGACGACAGCUUAUUGCCAACAUUAACUGUGAAAGAAACAUUAAAAUUUGCUGCUGAUUUGAGACUAUCAAAUCUUUCCAAAGAAAUUCGAGAUAAGAAAGUAGAAGAAAUUAUUAUGAAACUCGGUUUAAAAGAUUGUGCAAAUACCCCAAUUGGCUCAGAAUUUUUAAAAGGGAUAUCUGGGGGAGAAAAGAGAAGAGUUUCUAUUGGAAUUCAACUUCUAAAUGAUCCUAAAAUACUAUUAUUGGACGAGCCAACUUCAGGACUUGAUUCUUUUAGUGCCCUUUAUAUCCUAUUGUUUUUGGAUCAUUUAGCUAAGAAUGAGAACAAAACAAUAAUUUUGACCAUUCAUCAACCCAGAUAUGAUUUGUUCAAGACUUUUGGUUCGAUUCUAGUUUUGUCUAAAAGUAUUGAUAAUAAUGGGGGAAAAGUAAUAUACAAUGGAAACCCCAAUUCGAUGAUGGAGUAUUUUAAGAAUUUAGGCUUUUUUUGUCCUCAAUUCACCAACGUUACUGACUAUGUUCUAGAUUUAAUUGGAAUAAAUUAUCAGAAAGAAGAUUUAGAGAUAGAAACAAAGCAAAGGACAGAAUUUUUGAUUAAAUCAUGGGAAAAUAACACAAAAGAUGAUCUGAUUCUUUCAGAUAGCGACUUCAAAAAGGAGUUAGAUCUUUUUUCUGUUUUUGGGGUCUUUUUGGUUCAGCGAUCUAAGUUCUUUAAUGCUUAUUUUGUUCUUCUAAAAAGACAGUCUUUAACUGUUAUUAGGGAUAAGAAUGCCUUCUUUGCAAGAAUAUCCCAAGUUGCUGGAAUCGGUAUUAUCACUGCAUUGUUUUUUGCCAGGUUAUCUAAUGAUUAUAUUGGAGUAACCAAUAGAUUAGGGUUGUUGCAAGAAAUAACUCCCUUGUAUUUCAUCGGAAUGUUAAAUAAUGUAUCAAGUUAUCCCAAUGAAAGAGAUUUUUUUUAUAAGGAGUAUAAAGACAAUGUUUAUGGUGUAUCGGCUUUUUUUUUAUCUUACCUUACAUUAGAGUUACCUUUUGAGCUAUUUUCCUCAGUAAUAUAUGCUGUUUUUAUGGUUUUUGUUAUUGGAUUGCCUUAUCAAGUAGAUGUAUUUCUUGCUUUGGUUUAUGUAUCGUGGAUGAUUGUUAAUUGUGGUGAAUCACUAGGGAUAAUCGUUAAUACAAUAUUCAACCACGUUGGUUUUGCUGUUAAUGUGAUUUCAGUAUUUUUAUCGAUUGCUACUUUCAUGGCUGGGAUAAUGUCCUUGGAUAUGCCUGGGUUUUUGAAUGGAAUCAAUUGGCUCAGUCCUUUGAACUAUGCAAUCAUGGCAGUCACAAAUUUGGUUUUCAUUAACGAGCCUCAUUUUACUUGCCGGAAUGGUGAGGGAAUGAGUAGUGAUGGUAGUUGUAUAUUCAAUAAUGGUGCAGAUGUCUUGCGUAUAUAUAGACUUGAAAGAAACUACAAAGUUUUCCUAUUGGUUUUGGUCUUUGUUAUUAUCAUUUAUAGGAUGAUUGGAUAUGCCGUAUUAAAAGUGAAACUAAUGAAAUUAACCAAUAAAGUGGUUUAA
This is a messenger RNA of Ascoidea rubescens DSM 1968, 3849 nucleotides long. RefSeq lists its product as uncharacterized. Gene Ontology annotation, molecular function: ATP hydrolysis activity; ABC-type transporter activity; ATP binding. The record is from RefSeq and is a predicted model, not a curated record. Gene Ontology annotation, cellular component: membrane. The coding region runs from base 1 to 3849 and encodes 1282 amino acids. The transcript has 3 exons. NCBI's taxonomy places the organism in Eukaryota, Fungi, Ascomycota, Saccharomycetes, Ascoideales, Ascoideaceae.